Pyricularia grisea is the source of this 3603-nucleotide messenger RNA. RefSeq lists its product as uncharacterized. Gene Ontology annotation, molecular function: polyubiquitin modification-dependent protein binding. Gene Ontology annotation, biological process: proteasome-mediated ubiquitin-dependent protein catabolic process. The transcript has 3 exons. Bases 1 to 3603 code for a protein of 1200 amino acids. Lineage: Eukaryota; Fungi; Ascomycota; Sordariomycetes; Magnaporthales; Pyriculariaceae. The record is from RefSeq and is a predicted model, not a curated record. Gene Ontology annotation, cellular component: proteasome regulatory particle, base subcomplex; nucleus; cytosol.
AUGGUCAGCCAUCACUUUAUGCAGCAAGAGCCUCUCACGAAUCCAACACACGAUAUCACUUCUCUCACCCCCAGUGCUUCGGAACAUUCUUUUCAAGAUGGCUUCCCUCGCGGCCCAGAUGGCAUCCGUAGCCUUGGAGCUUCGUCUGCCUCACCCCGCGGCGCCUCGUGCGGCAGCUCAGGCCUGCACCAUGCCGGAGUCCUCGACACCGAGCAGCUCGAUCAGCAGUUGCGCCGACUGAGCGGACAUAAAGAUGACGAUUCUGGGCGGCGCCCGACGCCUCCUAUAGCUGGUCAACGGGUACUUGAGUACGAGAACGCUUUAACCCCUUCGCAAUCGAAACAUUCGUCUGGGUUUAAGAUCUCGAACCGGACAAGUUCGCCGUCGACAGGAAUACAACUGAUGGAUCUUCCAAAUGAGACCUUGACCCAUAUCUUGUCGCACCUACACCCUGACUCACAUGCGGCCGUUGCGCUGGUCUCGAAGCGUCUUUACAGCCUGGUGACUACGCCUCAUGCUUGGCAGAUGGCUUUUAUGCGACAUUUCCCUGGCCAGAAAGUUGCCCAGGCGUCGUCCGCAACCAUCACCGGGCAGGACAAGGAGCUGGAUGACUCAGAUAGAAUUCGUUCCGAAUAUCGUCAGUUCACCCGCCUGACAGCAUUUGCCUCUUGGAGAAGCGAGUAUCUUCUCCGCACACGUCUACUACGAAGUGCAGCGAGAGGGAAACCAGGCGCAGUGGCCGGAGGUAUUGGUUCUUCGAUUCGAACAGGCCCCCAGAAACGCGCUAGCCCUGUCCUGACAUACAACUCGAAGCUUCCUUGGGUGGUCUCGAACAUCCAUGCUGUAUUCUCUUCAAGUGCCAAGAAGCCCCCGAAAGUUAUCCACGGAUCUGCAGAUCUCUGUGUUGGAACCCUAGGCGACCCUACUACUGGCAAAAUCGAGAGGUGGGGCCUGGACGACCACUUUUCAUUCUCACAGCUCGACGAAGUCUUCCCGAACCUCGAACCCUAUGGCGUCGAUGCCGGCCCUGCCGCCAGUCUCAAUGUCAUAGACGUUAGCGUACCCUACGGGAUUGUUGGUGGGGAGGGCUUCCCUGGCGGACGGCCUUAUUUCCGCCCCGUUGGGGAACCCAACGGCCGCUACCUAGCAACUCGGCCCGACGCUUCAGUCUUGUUUAUUCCCGACGACGUUCCCAAGAUCCCAGACAUGUUAGAGGGUGUAUGCUCUGUUUGGGUAGCCAAGUCUGCCGCAGUACCCUAUACGACGAGUUCCAUGAUUGGAAUCAUGACUGGGUCUACACUCGGCGUUGUGACAUCUUACUCUCUUGGCUACGAUUCAUCCGGCCCUCGUUACAGCAAGGGUGACAUGACAUGUCGAUGGGUCCUCAGUCCGGGUGUGCCUAUUAUCGGCCUGAAAAUCGACGAGAACUAUAGUCCAAAGCGUAAGGCGCUGAGACGUGUCUGGGCUGUUGCGUUGAACGCCCUGGGCGAGGUUUAUUACCUCGUGGAUACUCCGACGCCACCCAUCGUUAGACCAACGGUGGAAGAGAGCUUUGUAGUCGCUUGGCAGGCGGGACGAACAGUUGCCUGGGAACUGGUUGAAGUCACCAGACGGACCGCAAGAUCGGACGAACUAAGCAUGGACGAGGUGAUGGGUGCAUAUUCACCACGUACAUCGUCGACACAAAUGUCCCUUUCCAAAGCCCAGCUUGCUGCAGAAUGUCGGGAGAUCGAGACGUUUUUCCGAAAGACGCCGUCCGAUAUCAAGAAGGUCUGUGAGGGAUGGGACAUGCGUCGCAAGAUUGAGGUGGAUUUUGGUGGUGAUGACGGUGGCUAUGCUGGAGAGUCCGUGGUUGUCGUCACCCGCGGCUUAGAACCUGACCAGCCUGCGAAGCUCAUGAGGUUCACCCGUAAAUUGGCACCGGUCCCACGGGGAUCGGCUUCCACCCCUGAAGGUCUCCCAUCUAACCCCCAAGUCACCCCAUCGAAACCGCACUUAUCCAUCUUUGGUAACCCUAUCCACCUGGAAGCGCCCGAGACCACCUCUAGCGAUAGUGUCUUUUCAUUGAGCGGCAUUGAAGCCGGCGCUUCUUCGGCUGCUGGUAUGGAAGAUUGGUUUGCCACGCCUCUCUUCCUGGACACCAAGGGUCAGAAUGGUAUCGAAAUCACAUCAGUUGCUCUUGACAGCUCGAUUCACGCUCAGACUACACUUUUUGAGGAUUCCUGGAAGGCUGGUGUCUCUGGUGGCGUUGUCACAUCUACUUCUGGUGAUGGUGGGUCUCAAAACAAAAGUAAUGCUGGCGAACUACCUGGAAGGCGCGCCAGGAUGAUGGCCGCAGGGACCAGCUCAGGUGCCGUAAUGGUAUGGAAUGUGCGCGAAACGACAAGUGACGUUGUGCCAUUGGUCAGGUACAUCCAGACAGAGUCUCCCGAGGUCUCAAGCGUUGCGCUCUCGUCGCUAUACCUCGUCCAUGGAGGUAGUGACGGACUUGCGCAAGCUUGGGACAUCCUGGCCUCGAGUAUGGAGCCCAUCCGCACACUCAACUCGAGAGCCUCGGGUCGGUUGCCUAGGGCAAUCUUGAACGCCAACCCUAUGCUUCGAGAUGCGAAUCACACUGCAGUGGGAGCCAUCUACCUUGAUCCAGACCCGGCGGUUCCAAGGGGCAUACUGGCUUUUGGUACUUUCUUGCGUUACUGGACUUACAGUUCAGAAGGCGUUCAAAGUUCGGGCCGGAAGCGCAGGUCGCGUCACCACGCUGACGGGCAUCUUGCCAGCCGUCGCACCGGGGCCACUGUCAUGGACUAUAUUGCGCAUGAGGCCGCAGAGCUCCGGCGUGAGCAAGCUCACCGCGCCCGUGAGGAGGCGCGCCUUCGCAGUCGCUUUGGGGUUGGGCUGGGUGACCUCACCGAGGAAGAAGCAAUCCGAUAUGCUCAAAUGAUAUCCGAAGAAUCAUUCCAGUUGGAUGAGGACCUUCGACGGUUCGGCACGAGCGACGAGACCGGAUCUCUGUCUCAGUCUUCGUCACCGUCUGCAGAAGAUGCGGACACUGAGAUGGGCGGAGCAAUUUCGGUUGACAGCAGUCAAGCUGGCCACACCACAGGCACAUUGACCCCUGAGGCAACGUCAUCAAUGCAGUCUAUGUUGGCGUAUCGUCAGAGUCAGACAGAGGACCAUGACCCUGAUUAUGAGCGUCAGAUACAGCAAGCAAUGCGGCUUUCUUUGCUCGAGGCAGGAAUUAAUGAGGAGGGAAUGUCGCCUCGUGGCAGCAGCUCGGGCGAGUACGAAUUCCAGAUCAAGUACAAGCCGGGGAAGAAGGAAAGAGGGACCACCUCGAGAAGACCCUCCUCAAUCUCGCCGUCCGCCAGCCAAGUACGCAAACCUGCUUUCGUUCAGCCUGCUUCCGCUUCUAGCAACCAUCUCCUUGGUGGCAGCGGCGAUUUUGACGAAGAUUUGCAGUUGGCUCUUCGAUUGAGCCUCCAGGACGCAGCAGAGACUUCUGCUGAAUCUCAAGGCCAUCAAGCAUGGUUGGAAAGCCCUAACUGCAAGGAAGACGAGUUUCCGGCGCUGGAACCUAAGGGCAAAGGGAAGCGCAACGCAGCUUAG